AUCCACAUCCACAUCCACAUCCACAUCCACAUCCACAUCCACAUCCACAUCCAGUGUCACUCCUGCUCACGUCAUGUCUUUCUUGUCGGCUAUUCUGCAUCGCAGACGCUCUCGUACCAUCACUCGGCAUCCCGAACCAGUGAAAUCAAGUGGUCCGUCCAGCUCGGCGAUAUCCAGUCCAUCAACCGAUUCCCAGAUACCCCCUCCCAGCCAAAGCACUUUAUCUUUGUCCUCGUCACAAAAAACAACGAGACUCUUGAGCUUGCCGCCGAGACCGCCGCCAUCCAGAACCACUGGGUCAACCUGCUCUCGGCUGCACUCGAGUCGAGUUGGAUGGUGGCCGUCAGCACCUCCUUCACCGGCCCCAGAAAGGCCAUCCUGCAGGAUCUUGAGGACAUGCGCCAUCGGCACCGACAGGAGGUCGUAUACGUCCGUCCUGAUCCCUCUCCGGCAGAGCUGAGCCCGGUCACCACGCCCCUUGCCCUCGAUGCCCCGGAUGCCGAUCGCUUUGCCGUUCGCAGAGGCGCCCGUGGGCUGGUCCAGUCCAUGAGCUCGCUUCCACUCAAGUCCCUGCACAUCUCUGACGACAAUCUUCACUCUGCCACCAUCGCUGGAUCACCGCUGCACCGACGAACCGGGUCGUUCAGCGGGCAGGUCGGCCGCCGGCUUGGUGAGUCGUCUCUGAGAGCCUCCAUCGCCCUCCCCUACCAAGACCGGAUCGUCACCAUGACCGGCUCACUUGCCGAAAGCCGGGCAUCAUCAAAAUCGAGCUCCAAGCUGGGCUCGCCAUCAAAGUCGCUUCUGAAGCUUGAGCUACUCAUGGCUGACCUGCUCCUGUCGGCACACGAGCUCGAUUCUCCCUCGAGGACGCCGGCGGUCAUUGCCGCACUGACGCCCCAGAGAACCACCUGGGGAUAUCAGCCAAAUCAGCAAGCCGCCCUGACCCUGAGCCUCGACCUGCCAGCCCUCGGCACAGGCAAGUUCAUCAGCGAAGACGAGCUCAGUCUGAUACUGCAGCGCACCCAUCUGAUGAGCCCGGCCAUGGCUGCGGCCAGGACAUUCGAGAUCCCAGCGUCGCAGCAACAGCAGCAACAGCAGCAGCAGCAGCAGCAGCAACAGCAACAACAGCAACAGCCUGCUCCUUCGAUUACCGUUGCGCUCAUCCCUGGGUUCAUCCGCCAGGCGCUGGCGAGCAUCGGCGGGCUCGAAGAGCUCAUCGUCCACCAUGUUCCAAGCCAGCGCCCGCGAUUGAUGGAAAAGACCCUCCAGGUGGUCUCGGCCAGCACCGAUCUGCAGCGCAUGCUCGACCAGAUUGGCAAGGACGGGACCGAGCGCUCGGCCACAACCCAGUUCCAGAAUGCCGUUCGUCUCCUCUGCCGCAAGUCGACCGAGUUUGGCCGCUGUGCGAUCGAGAGCAACGAGCGCAAGAUGCAGGGCCGGCCGUACUCGUGGACGGACGACCGGGUGGUGUUUGUUGCCCCUCCGGUCUAUGUGCAGCUGCAGCCCCUGCCCCAGGAGCAGCAACACCAGCAGCAACACCAGCAUCAGCAUCAGCCGCAGGAGGAACCGCAGGAGAAGUCGCCGAAACAGCCCCAGGAACAACCACAGCCAGACCCGGGUUUCGCCGCAAACAAGAUCGAGACCACCGGAGCGAUUGCAACCCGGGAGCUCGCCGAAGCCCUGCAUCUGGUCGAAGAAAAGCUGAUGAUUUUGCGAGACGUCUUCACCGAGUACAGUGUGCUCGGCCGGUAACCGGACAUUGGCAUGUAGUCGCAGCCAUAGCCGUAGUCGCAGUCGCAGUCGCAGUCGCAGUCGCAG
Molecule: messenger RNA, 1818 nt
Organism: Polychytrium aggregatum
Lineage: Eukaryota; Fungi; Chytridiomycota; Chytridiomycetes; Polychytriales
Exons: 1
Coding region: 334-1752 (472 amino acids)
Source: RefSeq, a predicted model, not a curated record